Messenger RNA from Colletotrichum higginsianum IMI 349063, 3846 nucleotides. RefSeq names its product Beta-tubulin cofactor d. Gene Ontology annotation, biological process: microtubule cytoskeleton organization; post-chaperonin tubulin folding pathway; tubulin complex assembly. Gene Ontology annotation, molecular function: GTPase activator activity; beta-tubulin binding. The record is from RefSeq and is a predicted model, not a curated record. The transcript has 3 exons. Lineage: Eukaryota; Fungi; Ascomycota; Sordariomycetes; Glomerellales; Glomerellaceae. Bases 1 to 3846 code for a protein of 1281 amino acids.
AUGGACGCCCAAGAAGAUGAUAGCGACAUCAAGCUGCAAAAGGUCUCAUCGGACCUCAUCGCGGACUUCUCCCGCUCUCUGCCCCUCUUCCUCCGAAAACCCGACGGGCAGACCCUCCGUGCCCGCGUCCGCAUCUCGGAAACGGCACGUCUGACUUCAAGUCUCCUCGACCCCUUCCAGGAACUUCCUCAACUCCUGGACCCCCAUCUGCCAAACUGGCUUCCCCUCCUCGCUUCGACCUACCUCGCCCACCUCCAUACGCGCACGCGCACGCGCACGCGCACCUCGGCCUCAUCAUCCUCAAACCGCUCGCAGCUUCUCGAGCCCCUGAACCUCGCCAUCGCCAAACUCAUCUACACCUUCACCAAGAUUCGCGGCGAAAAGGUCAUUGUCCGCUUCCUUAACGUCGAGUCCCGUCACAUCGAGCCCCUCCUCUCGGCCCUGGAGUUUGCCGAGCGCGCUUCCUCAACGGCCCGCCCCUCCCCGACACCCCUAUCACCACAGUCCGCCGGGUCACCGCCGGCGAACCCGGGACAAUGGUCCUGGGAAGAGCGUUACCUUGCCCUCCUGUGGCUAUCCCACCUCCUUCUCGCCCCCUUCGACCUGUCCAGCAUCUCCUCCACAUCCGCCGACCCGGACAUUACCCUCCCCGAGAUUCCGAAUUUUGAAUGGCCCCCGAAUCUCCCUGGAAUCACUGCCCGCAUCCUCCCACUCGCCAUCAAGUACCUCGCCUCGUCCGGCAAAGAACGCGACGGCGCCCGCGCCCUGCUCGUCCGCGUCGCCAUGCGCCGCGACAUGCAGUCGCUCGGUGUCCUCUCCGCCCUUGUCCGCUGGUCCCUCGCCUCCCUGACCCCGGACCCGUCUACCCCGCCGCAGCCGCCCUACUUCUACAUCGGCAUCCUCUCCUUCCUGGCCGGCGUCCUCCGCUCCUCCAUCAACACCUCCGACAUGGACGCUUACCUCUCGCCCAUCUUCCUCGCCGCGCACUCCGUUGCGUCCGCCGAGGCCGCCAUGUCUGGAGGGGACACCCCCGUCGCGGCCGCCAUCCGUUCCGUCGCCGUCGCCCGCAAGAUGCUCAUCAAGGUCAUCCGCUCAGUCGCCGUGCUCCUCCUCCGCAAGGCCCCGCCGGACCCCCACAGCACUGAGCUCAUCGAAACCUCCAUCGGCUACCUCCUCGAGUCUCUCGCCGACAACGACACCCCGGUCCGCCUCGCCGCCUCCAAGGCCCUCAGUAUCGUCACCCUCAAGCUCGACCCGGAAAUGGCAUCGCAGGUUGUCGACGCCGUCCUCGACUCCCUUAACCGCAACGUCCUCUGGACUCGCGAUCCCGGCACCAAGAUCUCGACUCGCGACCUCGCCGCCGUUGACCCCCUGGAGUGGCAUGGCUUGAUGCUUACCCUCUCUCACCUCCUCUACCGCCGCUCCCCGCCCGCCUCUCAGCUCCCGGACAUCGUCCACGGCCUCCUCCUCGGCCUCUCCUUUGAGAAGCGCAGCACUUCAGGCGGCUCCAUCGGUACAAACGUCCGAGACGCCGCCUGCUUCGGCAUCUGGGCCCUCGCCCGGCGUUACACGACCGCGGAACUCCUGCAGGUCCCUACCGCCGCCGUUGUCGCAGCCCGCCUGCACGAUGCGGACGCCUCCAUCCUCCAGGUUCUCGCGACCGAGCUCACCGUCACCGCUGCCCUGGAUUCCGCAGGCAACAUCCGCCGCGGUUCAUCCGCGGCGCUGCAGGAGCUCAUCGGCCGGCACCCGGACACGGUAGAGAAAGGCAUCUGGGUCGUCCAGACGGUAGAUUACCACACCGUCGCGUUGCGGUCCCGCGCAAUCCACGAGGUGGCCCUCAACGCAACAAAGCUCUCGCCGCAGUACGGGACGGCCUUGUUGGACGGCCUGCUGGGCUGGCGGGGCAUAGGAGACGCCGACGCAAGCGCCAGGCGUGUCGCCGGCGCGUCCUUCGGCACGCUUACGCUCGAGCUUUCACGACAGAAUGCCCCCAAUGAUGUCGAACAGUUCACGGCCUCCAUCAACAGGGUUUUGGCUCGUCUACGCACGCUCCAGAACCGUCAAGUCGACGAGAGGCACGGCCUCCUCCUCUGCCUUGCCGCUGUGCUGGACAAAACCCCCGAGCUGUUGGCGAAGAAGCCCAUCGACGGCGUCACUGGGAUCAUUCAUCGCAUCAUCCAUGAGCUGCAAACGAUAUUCGAGGGCCUCCAGACGACGACGUAUCGUAGGCCGGAGCUGGUCGCCGAGGCAGCUAGUCGUCUCAUUACUUCCUCUUUGCCUAUUUUACAAGCAGCAGCGUCAUCUGCCGACUGUUACUUGGAUCUUCGGCCAGGUUACAAGGUUGUAUCAACCGAGGACACCAGAGACCUACUUAAGGCUAUUAGGGCGGUUGAUGCUCUCGAAAAGAUACCGGACGCCGUGGUUAGCCUGGUAUCAACUUUCAACCACGUAGUCAACGCCGGUCUCGCCCGCCCAGAAAGGGAGGCCAUAGAAGCAUCCUCCGAGGCCGCCCUUGUGCUUCUCACUUUUUCCAGUGCUGAAGAGCGCAGACGUAUCAUAAAUGAGUGGGCAAGCACCGUCCAGCAGCGGCCGACAUCGCGCACGGCGAACGACACCGGCAUUCUUUCUGCUCUUACGAUGGCGUAUCCCGUGACCACCACGUUCAGUGCUCCGGAAUCAGAAGAGCAGAGCCUGGUCUGCGACACAAUACUGACGAGGUGGGCCGGCGACAACAACAUCGAAACGCGCGUGGCGAUCCUCCAGAGCCUGUCGCAGAGCGGCGUGCUCCGCGACCGGGCCUUGGUGUUUCUAGACCUGCUGGCGGAGGGCCUGAACGACUACACCACCAAUGCCAGGGGGGACGUGGGAUCCCACGUCAGGCUCGAGGCGCUCAGGGCGACCAAGGCACUUUGGAAGGUCGCACUCGGGGAGGGCAGCUCCGGGACUGGCGCUACGGCUACCGACGGGGCCGACUCGUGGCUGCCGGUGGCAAUCUCGAGGUUGUUUCUUAGGAUCUUGCGUCUGGCCGCCGAGAAGCUGGACCGCGUCCGCACUGAAGCGCAUGCGGUCCUUGCUUUAACUCUAGAAUCGAGUUUCGCGUCAGGUUUUGCAAAGCUUACCUACUCGUCCAAGGAGUACUUCCGGACGCUGCUCGAUCUCUACUCCUCGGGCUCGAGCCUGCACUGCCAAAUCUCAGAGCCGGCCAGGUCCGACGCAGGGGCAUGGAUGGCCGAGCUACUGGCGGGCUACGUUACGUCGGCGGACACGGGCAACGAGGACUUGGUUAUCGCGUCCCGCGCCGCACUGGCCGACUUCUGCGCCAGGUCGCCGCAAAACCUGAGCGCGGUCUGCGCAGCGUUGGUGAGCAACGUCAAGACUAGGCAGGGGCAAGACCGCGUGGUAGUGCCGACGCUCGAGAUCGUGGCGUUCCUCUGCCACGUCGGGCUCUUCCAGAAGUGUCAGGAGGUUGAGCCGCGGCACUUGUGCCUGCAGGUGCAGAAGGCGGGGUAUAAGACAGGCAGCGUCAGGAAGCUGGAGGCCUGCAUCAAGGUCUACGGCUGCGUGGCCGGGUUCGGAGGGGAGGGCGCAGAGACCGGCCAGGACUCGGCUCCCGUAGAGCUUCAGGCCAAGAGAAGGGCCGGCGUCACCGAGGCUAGGAAGAGACUAGGUGCCUUGAUGUUUCAUCCGUGGCCUCGGGUGAGGAGCCUGGUCGUGGACGAACUGUGGAGGUUGUUUGGCGACGACGGUGGCGCCGAUCUUUUAAAGAGUGUCGACUGGAGCAAGGCCGAAAAAGCAUCCAUCAACCGUGUCGUGAAUCAGCUUGGGUUGGCCCAGGCGGUUUAG